AUGGCUCCUCCUCGAGGUCGCGGUGGUUCCGGUGAAGGAUUCAGAGGUAGGGGUGGUGGUGACAGAGGAGGUAGAAGUUUUGGUGGAGGUAGAGGAGAUAGAGCGUUGAAUGCUUCUUACUACCUCAAAGCUGGAGGUCAUUUUGUUAUUUCUAUCAAGGCCAAUUGUAUUGAUUCAACUGUUCCUGCUGAGGCAGUGUUCAUCAGUGAAGUGAACAAGUUGAGAGCAGAUCAAUUUAAACCAUUUGAGCAAGUGACUCUUGAACCAUUUGAGAGGGACCAAGCUUGUGUUAUUGGUGGCUACAGAAUGCCUAAGAAGAAGAAAGAUGCCUAG
Vicia faba (fava bean) is the source of this 333-nucleotide messenger RNA. NCBI's taxonomy places the organism in Eukaryota, Viridiplantae, Streptophyta, Magnoliopsida, Fabales, Fabaceae. The record is from the annotation of a GenBank genome assembly.